AUGAAACCUCGGUCACCUUCGGAGCAGCAUCACGGGAAACGACCCCGUGUCCCUCCCGCAGCUGCCUCCACGUCGCCGCAAGACGCAAUGGAGGACACAACGCCGCCCAAUCCGCGGGAACUCACCCAAAACCCGCUGAAGAAAAUCUGGAUGCCGUGUAAAAACGGCCUUCCCGAGAGGCACAUUUCUCAAAGGAAGGUAUGCAUGACUAACUGCCCGACCCUGAUUGUGACAGUGGGCCUUCCAGCAAGGGGGAAGACCUACAUCUCAAAGAAGCUAACUCGCUAUCUGAACUGGAUAGGGGUUCCCACUAGAGAGUUCAAUGUGGGACAAUAUAGGAGAGAGUGUGUAAAGAUCUAUAAGUCCUUUGAGUUCUUCCGUCCAGACAAUGAGGAAGGGUUAGCGAUCAGAAGACAGUGUGCUUCGGCAGCUUUGAAUGAUGUACGACAGUACCUUACGGAAGAAGGUGGCCAAGUUGCGGUUUUUGAUGCAACAAACACCACCAGAGAAAGGAGAAAAACCAUCAUUGAGUUUGCAGAGCAGAAUGGCUUCAAGGUGUUCUUUGUAGAAUCUGUGUGUGAAGACCCAGAUGUCAUCCAGGAGAACAUUGUGCAAGUGAAGCUGGGCAGUCCUGACUAUACUAACUGCAACACUGAGGAGGCGGUAGAAGAUUUUAUGAAGAGGAUAAAGUGUUAUGAAAACUCUUAUGAGACCCUGGAUGAGGUCUUGGACAGGGAUCUCUCCUACAUCAAAAUCAUGGAUGUGGGUCAGCGUUUUUUAGUCAACCGGGUGUUGGACCAUAUCCAAAGUCGGAUCGUCUACUAUCUCAUGAAUAUCCACAUUACACCUCGCUCCAUCUACCUCUGUCGCCAUGGCGAGAGUGAGCUCAAUGUGAAAGGUUGCAUCGGAGGAGAUUCUGGUCUCACACCGCGGGGGAAAGAGUUUGCCAAAAACCUGAGUCAGUUCAUCCAAGCUCAGGGCAUCAAUGACCUGAAAGUCUGGACUAGUCAAAUGAAGAGAACCAUUCAGACGGCCGAGGCUCUUAGCGUGCCCUACGAACAGUGGAAGGUCCUUAACGAGAUUGACGCAGGUGUUUGUGAGGAGAUGAUGUAUGAGGAGAUUCAAGAUAACUACCCUUUGGAAUUUGCACUGAGGGACCAGGACAAGUACCGUUAUCGCUACCCUAAAGGAGAGUCCUACGAGGACCUGGUGCAGCGUCUGGAGCCGGUCAUCAUGGAGUUGGAGCGGCAGGAGAAUGUGCUGGUCAUCUGUCACCAGGCCGUCAUGCGGUGUCUUCUGGCUUACUUCCUGGACAAGACUGCAGAGGAGCUACCCUACUUGAAGUGCCCACUGCACACAGUGUUGAAGCUCACUCCGGUGGCCUACGGCUGUAAGGUGGAGUCGAUCGGCCUCAACGUAGACGCUGUCAACACACACAGAGAGAAACCGGAGAACGUAGAGGUGUCACGGAUGUCAGAGGAGGCUCUGCUAACAGUGCCAGCUCACCAAUGA
Molecule: messenger RNA, 1512 nt
Organism: Nerophis lumbriciformis (worm pipefish)
Lineage: Eukaryota; Metazoa; Chordata; Actinopteri; Syngnathiformes; Syngnathidae
Source: RefSeq, a predicted model, not a curated record